AUGACUGGCUCUAUAUCACGACUAAGUCGUCAACAUAGCGAAACGGCAACGAAUUCAAAUAUGGAAAAAGUCCAGAAACAUGAAAAACCUCGUCGAAGUUCGUCAGCGGAAGAUCAACGAGGCCCAUUGGAAGUUAUACUGGACUUUCAUGAGCAAAAGGAAGUUUUCUUCGCUGAACGUGAACGUCGAACAACUGAUUACGAUUCUGGCACCGAAGAAAUUGAACAACAGUUGGAACAAAAGUGCUUCUCAGCAAUAAACACUGAUGAAGAUGAACCAUCCGGAUGCGUAGCCACCUGCAAUGCGGACGAAGGAUAUUCAGAAAAUGAAAGCGACGAAAAAUCAAAACUUCUGGACAUAAAAAAUGAUCUUAAUCUGGUUAAAACAAUUCCUGACGAAAUCAAAAAAGAUUUCUGUCAAGAUACAACUGAAGCAUUUCAUGCCGAGUUCGCUCGUCGUAUUUCAAUCCCAUUGUCUCUCGACAAAAAAGUUCGAUAUUAUCUCUUCGCCAAAAGUGAACUUCCUGGCGAUUUCUUCUCGAAUCGUCAAGGUCGAACUUACGGCAAACUUGACAAUGCAAAGGCACAAUUCAAAUGUACAGAACGUCGAUGUCAACACGCUUGGACAUCAAUGCGUGCAAGAAUCUUAUUUACAAUCUACGCGUCGAAUCCCGGUUUUGUUGUCUUGGAAAUCUUAGGACAAGAUUGCGAACAAUGUGGAACAUACGUCGAAGCUGUUUGGUAUGUCGACGAGGUCUGCCGAGUGAUGAAAAACUUAGCCCAAUGUAUUUUUGAACUGUUCUUCCCUGAUAUGCUCUAUCAGAUCGAAUCCGAGCCUAAAAAAGCAGUGCAAAUCGACGCGAAGCAAGCUUAUCUACGUCGUCAUGACCCGAUGCAACGAAAAGGAAAAAUGAUGAAACCGCACCAGCGUCGAUGGUGUGAAGCUUGCCGACGUGGUAUAUGCUACAUCUAA
Adineta ricciae is the source of this 972-nucleotide messenger RNA. The record is from the annotation of a GenBank genome assembly. NCBI's taxonomy places the organism in Eukaryota, Metazoa, Rotifera, Eurotatoria, Adinetida, Adinetidae.